CUCACUUUCUCUUUCUAUAACAGAGUUUUGAGGCAGACUUUUUGGACUCUCUCUUUCUUAUUCACUGUCUUUUAGUAGCCUUCUACUGAAAAAAAAAUCUAUAUAAAUCACUCUGAAUUUGGCAAUGAAAUAAAUGGGAUAUCCUGUUUUAGACAAUGUAUCCUUUUCUACACUGUUACAAAUUAAAAUCCUUUAAAAGGAUAGCUAAUCAAGAAGUGAGAGAGUGAGUGAGCAAAUGCAAACCAGGAGCAGUGUAGCAUAGCUAGAUAGUACUAGUAAAAUGUAAUGACCCAUGAACAAGCACUGGUUUUGGUGCCCAAUAGUCUCUUCUGGUUGGCUGUCUGUCUAAUCCUUUCUGACAAUACUUAGCUGUUCUUUUUAAACUUUACCUGAAAACUGAGUGACCCUUCUGCUAAAUUCCAAACUUAAUUUCCUUCUCCAUUAGCAUUCUCUUUUUAUCAGUUACUACUGCUUGAUAGUGUGUACAGUUCUUCUCUUCAGCUUUUUUUUCCAGUACUACACUUUUCUGCUAUGGCUAUUAUCACAAACUUCCUCUAUUUUAGCAAUAUCCCAUCAUAGUUUUUUUUCCCCACAUACAAAGACAAAAGCUUUUCUCUUUUUCUCCUUCAAGAAAUCGCAUAAUAGCGACAAAUUAGAGAUGGGCUGUGGUUUGUCAAAGCAAAAUGAAGAAGAUGAUGUUGUAGCAUUGUGUGGAGAAAGAAAAAGGUUGCUUAAAUUGGCUGUGGAAAAAAGGUAUGCUUUUGCAGACGCUCAGUUUAAGUAUAAUCAGUCUCUUUAUGCUGUUGCAAUGGCUUUGAGGUUGUUUGUUGCUAGACAUUCUUCACCAUCUUCUCCUUUUCUUCUUACUUUCCCUUCUUGUUCUGAUACUAAUGGUGAUACCAAUGAGACUAUUCCCAAUGACCCAAUGUUUCUUCAACAAAGUCCAACUCAACCUACGCUUGAAACUACUGCAUGUCAGCCUCUAGAGACAAAAGCACAAGAAACCCAAGAAGAUAAUGAUGAUAGUGAGGAGGAAUCUGCGGAAGAAAGUGAAAGUGAAGAGCUUUGUGAGCAUUUUUAUGGGGAGAAUGAUCCACCCGAAGUGCCAUCACCAAAUGGGCAAUUUGGGUGGGAUUUCUUCUACUCUUAUGAUGAAAUGAGGUCAGAGAUGCUAAAUGGGUUUACCCAAAUUCAUGAUGACGAUUUAAGGGCUGUGAGAGAGAAAGAAGGGAUUCCAGAGCUGGAAGAUGAUGGAGAGAAAGUAAUGAAUGAGGAUAAGAAUGUAAAAAAUUAUAGUAUGGGUCAUAGAGAGAGUGGAAUUGCAAAUGCUAGAGGUGAAGAUAAUAAUAAUAAUGUAGGCCAAGAGGAGACCAAGGGAUUGGGAGUGAUUGAUACACCAGCAAAUGGUAGGGAAUUGUUGGAAGCACUAAAAGAUAUUGAGGACCAUUUCUUGAGGUCUUAUGAUUCUGGUUUGGAUAUUUCAAGGAUGCUAGAGGCCAACAGAGUACCAUUGCAAUCUGGUCUAGAGGAAAUCAAAGAGAGCUCAAAUAAGCUCAUCAGAUCAAUUACAUGGAACCGAUCCACGUCAUCGCGGUCUUCCUCCAGUAAAAGUCUCCUCACAUCUACUUCUACUAAUUCAUCAGUGUGGACAGAUUUCAAGGCUGAUCUAUUUGAUGACUUUGGGAUGGAAGCAGGGAGUCAUUCAUUGACUCUAGGGAGGUUAUACGCUUGGGAGAAGAAGCUCUACCAGGAGGUGAAGGCUGGAGAUAAGACCCGGAAAAUAUAUGAACGGAAAUGCUCUUACUUGAGACGCAUGGAUGCUACAGGAGAUGGCUUCUACACCAUAGAUAAAUCGACGGAUGAAGUAAAAGAAUUACAUUCCAGGAUCUCAGUUGCAAUAAGAAGUGUAGAAUCAAUCUCUGAGAGAAUAGAAAAGCUGAGAGAUACAGAGUUGCAGCCCCAACUUCUUGAGUUGCUCCAUGGUCUAAUGAGAAACUGGAAGAUGAUGUUGGAAUCACAUGAAACACAAAAACAAGUCAUGCUUGAAGUGAAAUUCUUCAACUGUCCAGCAUAUGAAAAGUUUUCUAAUGACUGUCAUCGUCUUGCCACUCUUCAGCUUGAGGCAGAACUUGAUAAUUGGUGUGCCUGCUUUUCAGCAUAUGUAACUACACAGAAAGCCUACAUUGAAGCUCUAAGCGGCUGGCUUUCGAAGUUCAUCGCUCCUGAAUUUGAAUUCUACUCCAGUAGAAAGUACAUAUCUCCACCUUGUAGAAUUAAUGGGCCGCCAUUACUAGUGAUUUGUCAUGAAUGGUUAGCUUGGUUGGACAAGUUGCCAGAUAAUGCGGUAACAUAUGCCAUGAAAAGCUUUGGGAAGGAUAUUCAUGCUCUGUGGAGUCAACAAGGAAAAGAGCAACAGCAGAAGAGGAAGGUUGAUGACCUAGCCAAAGAACUUGACAGAAGGACUCUGGCUUUUCAAAGAGCAGAGAGGAGGAUCCUUACGUCCAAGAUUUCUGAGCAGGAGACAGAGGCUAGUGUGCGCCAUAAUAUAGAAUACUUAGUAGAAGGGAAAAGAUUAUUGAAUUUGUUCAGAAAUACACUAGAUGAAGAGAAAGAAAAGCACCUGAACAGCAUGCAGGGGACUCAGCAAAUCACUGUAAGUGGAUUUCAGACAGGUUUUUCUUCAGUUUUCGAGUCAUUGGCGGAGUUUUCUAAAGCAUCUGUCAAGAUGUAUGUUGAUCUUGUAACAUACAGUGCAAAUGCAAAGACAGCUGAGAAAAAUAAUGGCGAUGUAUCCUAUAUAGAUGGGAUAUUCUCUUAGGCUCUGAGUUGAAAAGAAGUGAAAAUGGCAAGUAGAUAAUUGUUUGUGAAUCUUGAAGUUUCUCAAUCCUUGGUUAUGUCUCAAAGAUAAGUUGUGUGUAUAGUGAGAUUUUGUCAAAGCAUUUAAAGUAUUUUUUUUUAAAA
This is a messenger RNA of Ricinus communis (castor bean), 2961 nucleotides long. RefSeq names its product protein ALTERED PHOSPHATE STARVATION RESPONSE 1-like. The coding region runs from base 659 to 2818 and encodes 719 amino acids. The record is from RefSeq and is a predicted model, not a curated record. The transcript is spliced from 4 exons. NCBI's taxonomy places the organism in Eukaryota, Viridiplantae, Streptophyta, Magnoliopsida, Malpighiales, Euphorbiaceae.